Marasmius oreades (fairy-ring Marasmius) is the source of this 776-nucleotide messenger RNA. RefSeq lists its product as uncharacterized. NCBI's taxonomy places the organism in Eukaryota, Fungi, Basidiomycota, Agaricomycetes, Agaricales, Marasmiaceae. The record is from RefSeq and is a predicted model, not a curated record. The coding region runs from base 23 to 586 and encodes 187 amino acids. The transcript is spliced from 4 exons. Gene Ontology annotation, molecular function: copper ion transmembrane transporter activity. Gene Ontology annotation, cellular component: plasma membrane. Gene Ontology annotation, biological process: copper ion transmembrane transport; intracellular copper ion homeostasis.
GGCGAACUACUUCUGAAUCAGAAUGGAACCAGUACCAGGGCGCCUCACCUCUCUAUCAUUUUUCCUCCUCAGCACCCUCAACAUGGAUCAUUCAGACAUGGGCUCUAUGGGCAAUGGGUCCACGAAUACUACGGCUGACUCGAUGUCGAUGAUGAUGAUGAUGGUACCCUACUUGCAUUUUACCAAGGGAGAUGCUGUCCUGUUCAAGUCCAUCACCCCAUCCUCAGCCGGAGCCAUAUUUGGAACCUGCUUGAUUUUCUUCUUAUUCGCGGUCCUCGAACGAUGGCUUCAUGCCUAUAGACGGGGAGUAGAAUUCCGUUUUGUACAACGCUCAAGACAACUCGAAAGUCAACUCUUCGUUCAUGGGGAAAAGUCCAAGGAAGAGCCGUUGGACUGUUGCGAUCCUCCGGCUUCCAAGUUCAUUUUAACUCACGAACUAUCCCGUGCGUUACUUACCGGGUCCACGACAACGCUACACUAUCUUCUUAUGUUGGUUGCCAUGACAUUCAACGCCUCGUACAUCAUUAGCAUCAUACUAGGCUCCAUAGUUGGGGAGUUUGCCUUCGGCAGAUUAUAUCGUCGUUGACGUAGGCAAGUUUUCUCCAAUGGAUGCAGAAGCACCCUGGAUAUGUACAUUUUUUCACAUUCUCAAUCCUUCUUCGUGGCGUUACCCACUAAGGAUGGUCUUUGUUUCCCAAACUCAAUUUGUAUGUAAAUAUUCAGUUUUGUAUGAAGUUCAGAAAGGACUCGGGAAGAGUUUCCCGCGAGAUCGCUCA